Messenger RNA from Corylus avellana, 1875 nucleotides. RefSeq names its product cytochrome P450 89A2. Gene Ontology annotation, molecular function: iron ion binding; oxidoreductase activity, acting on paired donors, with incorporation or reduction of molecular oxygen, NAD(P)H as one donor, and incorporation of one atom of oxygen; heme binding. Lineage: Eukaryota; Viridiplantae; Streptophyta; Magnoliopsida; Fagales; Betulaceae. The record is from RefSeq and is a predicted model, not a curated record. Gene Ontology annotation, cellular component: membrane.
UCUUCAUGGUGAUCAUGGUCUAAAAGAGUUUGCCAUGGUUGUUGGUUUGUUGCAUAUAAAUGAGGCCAGGCGGCAUAUGCAUCCAUCUUCAAGCUAACACAUUGUAAUUCACCAUAAUAUUAAUACUUGGAGCUAGCUAGCUAGCUAAAUCCAUGGAGUUCUGGCUCAUCAUCCUCCUAUCUCUCUCUGCAUGCUUUUCCAUAAAAACCCUCUUCACUCUUCUCUUCUCCUCCAAAACCACAAAAAAGAAUGAAUUUCCACCAGGACCCCCUUCUCUUCCCAUAAUAGGACACCUCCAUUUACUUCCCAAAUCAACAAUUGAACUUCGAUCCCUCCUCUCUAACCUCUCCCAAAAGUAUGGCCCCAUCAUGACACUCCUCGUCGGCUCCAAACCCCUCGUUUUCAUAACCUCCUACCCCAUCGCCCACCAAGCCCUUGUUAAAAACAGCGCCAUCUUUGCAAAUCGCCCACCAGUCGUCCCCGUCAGCUACAUUCUCAGCAACAAGCGCAAAGAUAUUGGGGGAUCCCCCUAUGGCCUUACUUGGCGUGUCCUUCGUCGUAAUCUCAUGUCCGAAGCUCUCCACCCUUCGAGCUUGAAAUCCUACUCCUUCGCCCGCAACCGAUCCAUGGAAACAUUGGUUAACAGCUUCAACCAGUGUUCCAAACAAGAGGGCGACCCCAUACGACUCUUUGAGCAUCUCCACCGCGCCGUGUUUUCCUUGUUCAUUCUCAUGACAUAUGGCGACAUCGGCGAGGAUGCAAUUCGCGAAGUCGAACACAUACAAUAUACAUUUCUUGUCAGCUACGCCGAGUUCAGCGUGUUUGCUUCCUGGCCGAGACUAGGGAAGCUUGUCUAUAGAAAGCGCUGGCAAAGGUACACUCAAUUUUUAAGGCGUCAAUACGACAUCCUGAUGCCUCAUAUUAGAGCCCGCCAGAAGUUGAAGCAAGAGAAGGGCGCCAAAGAAUUGGAGUUGGUUACAUACACAGACACCUUACUAGAUUUGGAAAUUUCUGAGGGCGCCGGCAAGCUUGAGGAGGCCGAUGUACUUAGCUUGAGCUCUGAGUUUAUCAACGUAGGCGCCGACACAACCGCAACGAUGUUCCACUGGGUCAUGGCGUAUUUGGUGAAGCACCCGCGUAUUCAAGCCAAGCUUUUUGGUGAAAUCAGCCGAGUUGUGGAACAAGGAGCGGAGGAGGUUAAGGAGGAGGAUUUGCAGAGGAUUCCGUAUUUGAAAGCGGUGAUCCUCGAAUGUCUCAGAAUUCACCCUCCAAACACCUCCUUAGUUCCACACACAAACACAAAAGAUAUGGAGUUAUGCGGCUACACUAUCCCCAAAAAUACAACGGUGCUCAUCGGGACAGCAAUAAUAGGGCGCGAUCCAACGGUGUGGGAGAAUCCUAUGGAGUUUAAGCCUGAAAGGAUGAUGAGUAGGUCUAGUAGUAGUGAUGACAGUGGAGAAGAAGUGGGUGACGUGUCGUCGUUUAAGAUGUUGCCCUUUGGUGCUGGGAGGAGGAUGUGUCCCGGUUACAAAUAUGGAUCCCUUAUUCUUGAGUACUUUGUUGCAAAUUUGGUUUGGAAUUUUGAGUGGAAAGCGGUGGAUGGUGUUGAUCUGUCGGAGAAGGAAGAGUUUUUGGUUGUUAUGAAGAAUCCAGUGCGAGCUCAGGUUAUCCCAAGAGUCAAGUAGAUAGUACGUACGUACGUAGUUGUCAGUUGUUUGUAUAUGAAUAAUUAAAGAACUUAUCGUUCGUAGUUGUUGGUGUUUUUUUUUUUUUUUUUUUCCUAAUUGUAGUUCUUCAGUUGUUUGUAAAUGAAUAAUCGUACGUAGUGGCCUCAUGGAUGACAUGCAUGCUGCAUACGUACGUUGUUUGUCAUGA